Molecule: messenger RNA, 1044 nt
Organism: Talaromyces marneffei
Lineage: Eukaryota; Fungi; Ascomycota; Eurotiomycetes; Eurotiales; Trichocomaceae
Exons: 1
Coding region: 1-1044 (347 amino acids)
Biological process (GO): calcium-mediated signaling
Cellular component (GO): nucleus; cytoplasm
Molecular function (GO): calcium-dependent protein serine/threonine phosphatase regulator activity; nucleic acid binding
Source: RefSeq, a predicted model, not a curated record
AUGACGGUGGCAACCUUCCAACAGAUCAACUCUCCUCCAUCUUCAACGUCCAGAACUCGCAAGCUGUCGCACUCUUCCUCUUCGCUAGAACAACUUCAUACCUUGUCGAAGAAACUGCGACUCUUGUCAGAAGAACACAAAAGCACCAAAAGCAACAACAGCAAAAUGGCUUCCCUGCAAGUCAACUCAGAUCCCUCCUCCUCGCCCAGGUCUAAACCUUCCCUGUCAUUAGACCUUUCAAAUCUACCACCUCUCUCCCGACCAAGCCCCCCCAGCAACACACUCAUCAUAACCGAACUCCAAAAUCUCCUCGUCUUCCAACCCGCCUCCCUAGCCUCCCUCCGCGAGAAAGUUACUGCCGUCGCCGCUCUGAACUCCUUUUCGCCCCUCCCCAGCUUCCGACGAAUCGUCUGCUCAUUCAUGACUGUUGAGGACGCCAUCAAAGUCCGACAGCUCUUCGAAUCAACAAAGACAGUUUUUGACGAAUGCGGGGUUCGCGCUCGUAUUUACUUUGGCGAACCCACGCCCAUCGAGAAUACAGAAGAAGCCAAGAGGAAGAAAUUACUGGAAGCACCGCAGUCGCAAAAGAUGUUUUUCAUUAGCCCGCCUCCCAGUCCGCCGCAUGGAUGGGUGAUGCGCAAUGAGGAACCUCCCAACAAAGAGGUUCAUGCUAGUGACUUGGCUGAUGCGCUUGCCCGGUUGGGGACGCAGCAUCAGUCUGAUAGCAGCGACCCCAUUUCACCUGUUUCGGUCACUUCUUCGUCAGAGGGUACCCAGCGGGAGAGCACUCCUAGUGUUGCGCGCAACAAUGGGUCAUGGCCUUCAUCGGCCGAAGGUGCUAGACGCAGUCGCUCAAGUACCCUGAUCUAUCACCCGAACGAUCACGGCGGAUCACCCAACUUACCCGCUGUCAUGGUGGAGGAUACCUCGAUUGUCGAAGAUGCAGAUAUCGAUGACGACGAACUUAUGAUUGGUUCGUCGGAGGGAGAGGGAAAGAAGGUUUUCGCGCAUACUGCUAGACCGCCUAUUGAAUUAAUGCAUUAG